Molecule: messenger RNA, 1137 nt
Organism: Rhipicephalus microplus (southern cattle tick)
Lineage: Eukaryota; Metazoa; Arthropoda; Arachnida; Ixodida; Ixodidae
Source: RefSeq, a predicted model, not a curated record
GAGAACUGCCUGGGUGUUGGCCGCGUAUAAAUGCCACAAACUGGCCUCGCCUCGCUAGAGGCGGCGGCCGACAGAACGCGCUUCGAGGCCCGGUAGCAAGGGGACUAGUCUCGCCUGGACAUCGUCACCGCUAUGGGCGCCGCCGGCCGCCUGCUGGGUAUGGGGGAGAGGCAUGGGUCGGCAGACUCGCUCAUGAGUCGGUCCACUCGGCCUCACCAAGAUUCAGAUCGAGUCCCGAGUCCGGUUCUUCGCCACUGCGUGGAUCGCUGUGCUGCACUCAACAGUGGCAAUGGCGGCGAGCUACGGCCCCGUCAGCGCGGGCCCCCGCAUGGUUCCGAUCAGCGUGACUAGGAAUCUGCGGAGCAACAGCUAUACCGCUACGGGGGUCCUCCAAGUAGCGGGGAGCAGCUUAUCAGAGGUCGCCGGGUCGGGCCGUCGUCGCUCGGCAAUGCGGAACGGUGCCCCGGGAAGGAAAACACCCGGUGACGACUUCGGAGUCAGCUACAUCGGCAGCCCGCCUGGCUCCGAGGAAACCGGCGACUGGACGGAUCUGGUGGUUUCCAAGCUGCGCAUGCAGGCCAAGCCCAGCCUGGAUGCUGAACCGCGGCCUGACAGGCGACGCAGGCCGCCGGCCGCCCCCGCCGAGAAGAAGCCCAUCUACGUGCCUCGGUUCGCUACUGCAGCCGGCGCCGCCCCCGACGGCAACGUCGGCAGACGCAGCAACAGUCGACCAGCGCGAGCUAAGUCGCCGCGCUACAUGUACUGGAAGACCGUCUCCUACACGUCAUUUCCGUACUACGGAUUUGGCUACGGACCGUACGGCUUUGGAUACGGCUGGAAGCCGUACGGCCCGUGGAUGACGUACGGCUAGAUGGGCUUCUGAGAAAUCGAGCCGCCUGCGGUUCCUCUGUUAUUCUCAGCUGUGCGCACCCUGUUAAUGCUGACGGAAGUGGCUGUGGAGACUUUCUUGUUUUUCUACCACUUUUCGUCCCUUUUAGUGAAACCACGGCGCACGGGACAUGUGAAAAUUAUAGACCGCACGUGCUUUACGCGGAACUUGAACUUCCCGUUGCUUGCUGGGUCACUCCUUGAAGAGUAAGCGCGGGCUGCAUGUGAAUAAAUGACAACAAAAAAAUC